This is a messenger RNA of Atta colombica, 1082 nucleotides long. RefSeq names its product intraflagellar transport protein 43 homolog B (gene IFT43). The record is from RefSeq and is a predicted model, not a curated record. Gene Ontology annotation, cellular component: cilium; intraciliary transport particle A. NCBI's taxonomy places the organism in Eukaryota, Metazoa, Arthropoda, Insecta, Hymenoptera, Formicidae. Gene Ontology annotation, biological process: intraciliary retrograde transport. The transcript has 6 exons. Bases 137 to 724 code for a protein of 195 amino acids.
UACCGCUUGCAAAUGUAAAUGUGGCCAUACACUUGUCAAAUGUACCGUAAAGUCCGACUUAAGUGCUUUAAGUUACAACACUGGGACAUUCACCUGAUACUUCAACGCAUGUUUUAACGCUGCGUAAAGAAUAGAGAUGGAUUGGGCUAACGAUCUUGAGAUCACUUCGAAAAAGCUCCUACCUCGUCUAGGUAGACGUGCAGGUCAGAAUAAUUUGUUGGAAGAUAAUAAAUCCGAUGAUGAUCCUCUGGAGAGUCCUAUUUCCUUAUCGUCCGGAAAGUCUAUAUCUAUGCAAAGACCAAUAGUUCCACCUCGAUCGAGAAAAACCGGCUGGGGCGAUGAAUUGAAAAGUGGCAAAUCAAAGGCGACAUCAAACAUCAUUGAACAGGAACGUUUUCGAGUGAUUGAAAAAGAGGAGCAAGAAGAUGAUAUUCCAGUUAUACCAGAUUUGGAUGAAAUUCAAGAAGAUAACAUCUCAUCUGACAUUGCAAGUGCUCCCACAGUCAAUGCAAAUAGAGUGACUGCGUAUGAGGAAUUGGACACUGAUUUGGUAAAAAAUGCUGCAUAUACAUCGUUGGACGGCGUCAGCCUUUCUCUUCUUGCAGACAAAUUAUACAAUGAGAAUUUAGUGAAGGAACCGGAUGAAGUUUGGAAUUGGAAUCUCCUCUUCACGCAAAUUUCUUCAGAGAUUAAUAGCGAGACGCAGAAAAAGAUCAAAGCUUGACGAAGCAUUUUGCAUUUUGAAAUAAAAAUAAAACUUUUCGUACAUAUAAAUAUAACAAUAACAUUCUCGAUUAUAUCAUUCAUUGGCGAUUGUUUUAAAUCGAUUCCUAGAAUUUAUUAUAAGAAUUAAUUAUAAGAAACAAUCCUAAAAACUAAUGUAAUUGUCACAGUUUAAUUUCGCAAAUCGAAGUUUAUAAAGAUGUGUAACAUUUUUUUCUUUUGUAUGAAAGUAAAAAUAGUUGUGUCACUUAUUUACUAUUAAUGUCAAUUCAAAUUAAAUGUAUUCUUUUUAUUGAUAAUGAUCCCAUUGAGGUCGAAAUGUUCGUUUGUUUAACAUUAAAGAACUUACUUGACUCGUA